AUCGUUCGCCGCUAUAUUAAUCGGGGUAGUAGGGAUCUGGGGACAGCUGGCUGCGGAGUUGGUCAUGAUUUUCCCCCUGAAAACAACUUCCAUUUCACAUUCCUUGACUACUACUUGAUCCAUCCAUGACACACCCCAAUCUGCUGGAGCUCCCCGUAGGAGCUCAGCUCGCCUACCUUGCUGAAGGCGGCGCCAAUGUUAUCUAUCGCAUUGUUUCGCCGGCGAACCUGGACGCGGCGCAGCAGGAAGACCUGCCUCUGGCGGUCUCCAGUUUGCCGUCCAGCGCGAUGGAUGCGUACGAUGCUCCAGCCGGGUUUAAAGGCAAAUUACUCCGGCUUCGAAAAGAUACAAGCUCGGGGAUCUCGUACCAGGAGAUUGCGCGAAACUUUGACAGGUGCAUCCGCCCUCUGUUCAAACCUGGGGAGCUAGUUGACCAGGAGCUCGUCUACCUCCCAAAGGGACUCAUUCAGACCUGCAACGAACAGUUACAGGCUGCGGAGCGAAACGAUCAACGUCCCAAACGGCGUCGCGGCGUGUAUCUCUCCGUUGCGGAGCCGUUCGGCUUGCUCAUCACAGACAUGACGACAUUCAGCAGCCCAGGAACAACGCUCUCAGAAUUAAAGCCCAAAUGGCUCCUCCAAUCGCCAUCGGCACCACAUAACUCUCGCAGAUGUAGGACAUGCGCUCUCCGCGAUAUGAAGAAUCAAAAAGCCCGCAAGAAGGGUAUGCCGGAAGACCAAUCAUUCUGUCCUCUGGACUUGGUGUCGGAUAGGUUCGACAAUGUGCUCCGUGCGUCCGAAUUUGUCAAGGGCUGCAAAGACCAGGCGCGGCUGGCAAAAGUCCUCUACCGAAAUGGCACGCUGCAAAGGCUUCUGACCCAUCAGAAGGCCAUGCAAGAUGUGGGGCAUUAUGGCUUACCGCCGACGUCUCGAGAGAAGUCGCUCGCGAUGACUCUGCGAGACUGUACGAUGUUCAUUAGAAUACCUCGCGACGAUUCCGGGCGUGUAGAGAUCCGGCUAGGCGAUCUGGACCUCAAGACUGGCGCCGGCGGGAAAGCAAAGUACUGGCUCGACAUGGAGAACCAGUUGAUCGGCGAGGGCUGGUACGCGGGGGCCAAAAGCAACGUAUGUGAGAGUGCAUGCGCAUUGCAGAGCUCGCGGGUUCAUUCACAGUCAUCCAUCUGAGACCUCUGAAGCCAGAAUCCAUCGCUCGAUGAACCCAUGCGAACACCAACGACGAUGCGGGGACCACAGCACCCCCUUCCCUUCUCCUUGCGCCGGAAGACCUGGUAUGUUAUGAUGGUUGCGCUUUAAUGAGAAUGAUAGACGGCCUUUCCUCCCAUUUUCCUCCUCUUCCUCCCAUCUUCCUCCUCUUCCUCCCUCCUCUUCCUCCCUCUUCUUCCUCCCUCUUCUUCCUCCCUCCUCUCUCCUCCCUCCUCCCGCUUCUCAGUUCCUUCUCUCUCCCCCUCCCCUCGGUCGGUCCCUCACCAGACCUCCAAACGCAGGACACAAGGUCUCCCCCUUUCUGUUUCCGGUCCGGCGGCUUUCUGCGUUCUGGCUACUACGAUUGUGAUGCAUGC
This is a messenger RNA of Aspergillus heteromorphus CBS 117.55, 1579 nucleotides long. Its product is annotated as inositol-pentakisphosphate 2-kinase. The record is from RefSeq and is a predicted model, not a curated record. The transcript has 2 exons. NCBI's taxonomy places the organism in Eukaryota, Fungi, Ascomycota, Eurotiomycetes, Eurotiales, Aspergillaceae. Gene Ontology annotation, molecular function: ATP binding; inositol-1,3,4,5,6-pentakisphosphate 2-kinase activity. Gene Ontology annotation, biological process: inositol phosphate biosynthetic process. The coding region runs from base 126 to 1184 and encodes 352 amino acids. Gene Ontology annotation, cellular component: nucleus.